Messenger RNA from Selaginella moellendorffii, 1084 nucleotides. Its product is annotated as transmembrane emp24 domain-containing protein p24beta2. The record is from RefSeq and is a predicted model, not a curated record. Bases 61 to 804 code for a protein of 247 amino acids. Gene Ontology annotation, cellular component: endoplasmic reticulum-Golgi intermediate compartment; Golgi apparatus; endoplasmic reticulum. Lineage: Eukaryota; Viridiplantae; Streptophyta; Lycopodiopsida; Selaginellales; Selaginellaceae. Gene Ontology annotation, biological process: Golgi organization; intracellular protein transport; endoplasmic reticulum to Golgi vesicle-mediated transport. The transcript has 4 exons.
GCGUUUGGCCCAUUAGAGCCCUAUUUAGGGUUUAUAGGAGAGAUCGUGGCGCGAUUCACGAUGGCGCUGCCGCUGCUGCCGCUGGCUCUCUCAAUUCUUCUCCUCUCGGCGAGCUCCGCACAGGCGCUGCGAUUCGUGAUCGACAGGAAGGAGUGCUUCGCUCAUCCGGUGGAGUAUGACGGCGAUUUGGUCCAUGUCUCGUACGUGGUGGUCAAAUCGGACAGUACCUGGGGAUUCGAGCAAGCCGGCGUGGAUCUAGUGGUCGAGGGGCCUGGAGGCAUUCAAGCCUACGAUGUUCGCAACAAGCCCGAGGAAAAGAGCCAGUUUGUGGCACAUAGCAAAGGCCUCUACAAGUUUUGCUUCCACAAUCUCUCUCCAGUUCACGAAACCAUUGCUUUCGACGUUUACGUUGGCCACUUUCCCCCGCCGGACGAUCAUGCAAAGGAUGACCACAUUGACCCACUGAUGGGACAGAUCGCGAGACUUGAGGAGGCUCUCUACAGUGUUUCUUUCGAGCAGCACUGGCUGCAAGCUCAGACUGAGCGUCAAUCCGUCUGUAAGUGCAUUGUCGCUUGGCUCUUAAAUUCGUUUUUGUUCUCUGUUUCCCGUCCAAGGGGAGUGACUGACUGGCUCGUGUUUGGACUCGGCUCCGGUUUUAUGGUGCUUGCAGUGAACAACGCAAUGAGCAAGCGAGUGGUUUAUAAAGCCGUGGUGGAGUCGGCGGCCUUGAUCUCUGCAAGCCUGCUCCAAGUCUAUUUACUGCGCAGGCUUUUCGAGAAGAGGUUUGCGAGCUCCAGGGUCUAGGUCUUCGCAAGAAAAGAAACAAAUAAAAGCUGGGAUAACGACACAAAGGAAAAAAGGAAUUGACGAAUUCACAUGGAUGAGGGGGGUGGCUGAAAGCGGCCUGCGGAAGGAUCUGGUUGGCCCCAAGCGAUCUCAUGCGUGGACAGCCUCGAAGAAUGGAUCGUUCGUCGUCUUUCAUCGUCCUCAAAGUCAUACUUAGCUGCAAGGUAAGCUCCAUCUUGUGUAGAGAAAGCUUUGCUUUUGUUUAUUAAUCCCAGACUAGAGGUUUUGACCGAGACAA